AAUCAGAAGUCUGUUUCACGUGCUUCUGUUGCCAAUGAUGAUAGCACUUACGAAUUUUAAGUUAUUGAAAUAUUAUAGAUCUGCAUGUGUGACGUGUAAAUAUUUGUAUAAUAAAAGAAAUGUGUAUUAUGUUAAGUUCAGUACCGAAAGUGGCGAGAAAACCGGCUCCGAGACCGUCACGUUUUCUGAUGGCAAGCCACUCCAGUUUUCUACGGGCAAAUAUGCACGUUUCGCUGAUGGUUGCGCGGUUGCAACUCUGGGAGACACUUCUGUCAUGGUUACGGCAGUUUGUCAGCAUCAGUCAACUACCUCUUCGUUCCUUCCACUCGUCGUGGACUACAGACAAAAGGCAGCAGCAGCCGGUCGCAUACCAACCAAUUUCUUACGAAGAGAACUUGGACCAAGUGAACAUGAAAUUCUUACGAGCAGGGUCAUUGAUCGAUCCAUAAGGCCAUUGUUUCCAGAAGGAUUCUACUUUAAUACCCAGAUAAUUUGCAAUAUGUUAGCUGUUGAUGGCAUGAACAAUCCUGAUGUUAUUGCUAUUAAUGGUGCCUCUGCAGCUCUUAGCGUUUCUGAUAUUCCUUGGAAUGGUCCUGUAGGUGCCGUUAGACUCGGAAUGAUUGAUAAUGAAGUAAUAAUCAAUCCUACCAGACGUCAAAUUCAAGACAGUAUGUUAAACCUUAUUGUCACUGCGACUAAACAAAAUUUAAUAAUCAUGUUAGAAGGUUCGGCUAAUGAGAUAUUGGAGCCAUAUUUAAGGAAGGCAAUAAAACAGGGAGUCAAAGAAUGCCAGAACAUUGUAGCAGCGAUAACAAAAUUGCAAAAGACGUGUGGUAAAUCGAAGAGGGAAAUUAAAACAACUGAACAACAGGAAGACGAUAAUUUGAAGAGUUCUGUGAAAGAAUUCUCGGAGGGAAAAUUACAAGAUAUAUUUUCGAAUCAUACACAUGAUAAGAUAUCGAGAGAUAUCGCAGUAAAUGAUCUUAAAAAUAGUGUUAUUAAAACAUUGCGAAAUGAUAAUGCGGAUUUAGAUGUAAAAUUAGCAGAAAAAAUCUUUGGAAAAAUUGUUAAAGAUGUAUUCAGGACGUUAAUUUUAGAGAAGGAUGUCAGGUGUGAUGGGCGUUCACCAAAUGGUCUACGCGAUAUAUCGUGUCAAGUAGAUCUCUUUAAUCCUCUUCAUGGUUCGGCUGUAUUUCAAAGGGGUCAAACUCAAGUUAUGUGCACUAUCACUUUGGAUUCUCUGGAAAGUGCACUUAAAAUGGACGCCACUUCAAUGUUAAUUAGUGGCAUUAAGGAAAAGAAUUUCUUUCUUCAUUACGAAUUUCCACCUUACGCGACUAAUGAAACGGGACACUCGACUCGAGUUGGUCGCCGAGAACUGGGACAUGGUGCUUUGGCAGAGAAAGCCUUGCGACCGAUUCUUCCAAAGGAUUAUCCCUUCACUAUAAGACUGACUAGUGAAGUCCUAGAAUCUAAUGGUUCCUCUUCAAUGGCUACCGUUUGCGGCGGAAGUUUAGCACUGCUCGAUGCAGGUAUACCAAUAUCUUCGGCAGCAGCUGGCGUGGCUUUUGGUCUUGUGACUAAAUAUGAUGAAACCAAUACACAUAUUCAGGACUACAAAAUAUUGACUGAUAUAUUGGGAAUUGAGGAUUACCUUGGAGAUAUGGAUUUCAAAAUAGCAGGCACCAAGGGAGGAUUCACUGCAUUCCAAGCUGAUAUAAAGAUACCAGGAGUUCCGUUGAAAAUCAUAAUGGAGUGUAUAGAAAAAACAACGAAUGCUAAAUCGGAAAUAUUUAAAAUUAUGAAUAAAGUGAUACGAGUACCGCGACAAACUAAGAAGGACAAGAUGCCAGUAGUCGAUAAUUUAGAAGUUCCUGUUCAUCAAAGAGGAAAGUUCCUUGGAGUCGGCGGGAUGAACCUUAAGAAAAUAUUCUUGGAAACCGGAGUGCAUAUAUAUCCAUAUAACGAAAACACCUACUCAAUAUUUGCGCCGAACGAAGAUGCUAUGACGGAGGCAAAGGAAAUGCUAGAAAAAAUUUUACGAAAGGAUCGUGAGCCGAUUUUGGAAUUCGGCGCUAUUUAUACUGCAAAAAUAGUAGAAAUCCGAGAAGCUGGGGUCAUGGUGACGUUAUACUCCAAUAUGAUACCGACAAUAUUACCCAACUCUCAGUUAGAUCAACGUAAGAUUCAUCAUCCCAGUGCUCUAGGACUUGAAGUUGGUCAAGAGAUACAAGUUAAAUAUUUCGGACGAGAUCCAGUAUCUGGACAGAUAAGGAUAUCACGGAAAGUACUGCAAGCACCAACUUCGGUUACGAAAACUUUAUAUCGUGAUGUGGAAAAAACGUGAAAUCUAUG
Molecule: messenger RNA, 2355 nt
Organism: Trachymyrmex septentrionalis
Lineage: Eukaryota; Metazoa; Arthropoda; Insecta; Hymenoptera; Formicidae
Gene: PNPase
Product: polyribonucleotide nucleotidyltransferase 1, mitochondrial
Exons: 7
Coding region: 35-2347 (770 amino acids)
Biological process (GO): mitochondrial mRNA catabolic process; mitochondrial RNA 3'-end processing
Cellular component (GO): cytosol; mitochondrion
Molecular function (GO): polyribonucleotide nucleotidyltransferase activity; RNA binding; 3'-5'-RNA exonuclease activity
Source: RefSeq, a predicted model, not a curated record